Molecule: messenger RNA, 498 nt
Organism: Pseudozyma hubeiensis SY62
Lineage: Eukaryota; Fungi; Basidiomycota; Ustilaginomycetes; Ustilaginales; Ustilaginaceae
Exons: 2
Coding region: 1-498 (165 amino acids)
Source: RefSeq, a predicted model, not a curated record
AUGCACGCUUCGCCCGCACUCACCAACGAACCCAGCAACCUGACCAAGAUGCUCGCCUUCUUCCGCAAGUCCAAGUCUUCCUCCGUCAUGGCCAACGCCAACACGUCCGACACCACUUUGGUCUCGACCACCCAGGUCUCUUCGGGUAAGCCCAAGCGCAAGACUCCUCGCGAGACGGUCCCCUACCAGGCCGAGUUCUCCGGCAUGGGUAUGAUGGGUGGAAUGCCUGCCAUGGGAGGACACAUGUUCCUCGAGCCCCCCUCGCCUACCGAAUCCGCCGCUAGCAAGAAGAGCGUCAAGAUGGUACCUGGACAGCCGUUCAAGUCUUCCCCCAAAGCUUCGUUCGUCUCUGCACGGGCAGAAACUGCAAAGGGUCGGGAUUCGUUCGACACCAUGACGACCACCGUGUCGACCACCGCUGGUGGCAGCACUUCGCCUCAACGCAAGCUGCUCAAACAGCACAAGGCCUUCUUCAACAACUCUUUCAGCAACACUUGA